AAGAGGUGAGUGUUUUCACUUCUUUUCUUUUCCAUUUUGUUGUCGAAAUGAUCGGUGAUGGUGCUCUGGCAGAUUUGGACGACAAAGGCAACGAGUGGGACGUUUUGAUGGUGAUGACCACUUCAUCGACGUCUGGUACUUUUAUCACAGCUGCACAGGGUCGGCCGAUGUCCAAAGUGACUCAUGACUUUCGAGAAGAACACCAGGUAUUCAAAGAGCACACGAGUACUGACCUUUUCUUUCCAGAUCUUUGUAGGGUCCUAGUGAUGCAAGAAGAAGAUGGACGCAAUCCAUCCCACAGACAACCAGAGCAGCAGGCAAUCUCUUUCGGUCAGGAGGCACGACCAUUCCAAACUUUGAAACGACGCAAAACUGGUGAUGCGCGGGCUGACGAAACAACCGAGUAGGAUAUCCAGUCCUCGCAGAACAAGAAAAGAGAAUUUUUUCUGUACGGCGCCAUAUGUACGACGCGUUUUUCUUCUUUUUGUGAACCACACAAACACUGUAAACUCCUGCGGCCGCACACCACAGCUGGUCGUCACAGGCUUGUUUCUCGUUUCGUAGCGCUUGGGUGUCGCUCGUUUUUUAUUCCUUUUCGUUGCGAUCUUUCCUUCGUCCCGGUGACACAUAAACACAAGCACUUAAAAGCU
Selaginella moellendorffii is the source of this 650-nucleotide messenger RNA. RefSeq lists its product as uncharacterized. The transcript has 2 exons. Bases 48 to 407 code for a protein of 119 amino acids. The record is from RefSeq and is a predicted model, not a curated record. Lineage: Eukaryota; Viridiplantae; Streptophyta; Lycopodiopsida; Selaginellales; Selaginellaceae.